Messenger RNA from Owenia fusiformis, 1492 nucleotides. The record is from the annotation of a GenBank genome assembly. NCBI's taxonomy places the organism in Eukaryota, Metazoa, Annelida, Polychaeta, Sabellida, Oweniidae.
CAAACAACAGAAUUUGAUUAAUGUUUCCUCUGUAUAACAUUUCAAUAUUAUGUUCGAUGCAUUAACAAUGAUACGAAUUAAAUUUACCGAUGCGACUUUCGACGACAUUGAAGAGUUGCAUAUACACAUCAGUAGACCUACAGAUCCUACGAGUCAGAGGUCGUACAUAGCCUAUCAUAACUGAAAGAUGAGACUUGACAGUUUAACAGGAAUUUUGACAGUAUUGAUAGCUGUCUUUAUAGAAGACACACAUGCUGGUUCAUCUUGUUGCCAUAAGACAAGACAAGACUUGGAUACCUUGGCAACUGGUAUUUCCUCUGACGUUGCCACUCUAACGGCUGGUAUUUCCACACUGACAAAGAUGGUUUCAACACUCUCAAAUGCCAUUUCUUCCAUAAAAACGGACGUGUCUGAUAUAAGAGCUGAUAAUGCUGGUAUUGAAAGAAAAAUUGCAGCAUUACUUAAGUCAAAUGGUCAAGAGUUUUGCGAUUCGACACCCUGUGAUAAUGACGGAGCUUGUAACGAAUAUGGCUACACGUGUCAGUGUAAGAGUGGCUACACUGGGCGAAAUUGUGAAACAGAUAUAAACGAGUGCGAUUCAAGUCCCUGUCAAAAUGAAGGGAACUGUACUGACCAAGUGAACAGCUAUACGUGUAAAUGCAAGGCAGGAUAUACUGGUGUCAAUUGUGAGACAGAUAUAGACGAGUGCGAUCCAAGCCCCUGUCAAAAUGAAGGCACUUGUAUUGACAAAGUAAACAGAUAUACGUGUAAAUGCAAGGCUGAAUUCGCUGGAGUCAAUUGUACAAUAACCAUAGGACAAUUAAAAAACAAACCAAUCGUUGUGAAGAUACAGCUGCAGUCAAGCCUUAUAGAUGAUCUUGCAGUAACAUCAAGAGGACAUAUUGUGGCAGUUGGUUUUACCACAAAGAUAUAUGACAGUGAUUUCACUCUCAUCAAAAACGUUAGCAACGAGUUCCAGUAUGUUGCAGUUUCAGAUGAUGACCAACUUGUAUUCACUGACUUGUCACGGACAAUCUACUUCUACACAUUAGACGGCAGUCCUAUUCGCAACAUAACGGCUAAAGUGUCUCCAUUUCAACUAAAUGGUAUUACUACACUAUCUACUGGUCAGUUGGUUGUGUGCGGUGUAAGGACAGAUGGAGUGUAUAUUGUUGAUCAGUCUACAGGGAAUGCAACAACCAUCCCUGCUUCUGAUACGUUUGUAUGGCCUAACUUUGUGACAACUAACAGCAAAGGAGUGGUUAUAGUUACCGACCACUCAGGACCUUUAAAAGGGAUGGAUCAAGCUGGCAACGUACUCUUCACUUACGGAGGUACACGUGGAUCAGAAGAGGGACAGCUGAAUUUCCCCGCAGGUGUCGUCACAGAUUCAUGGGACUACAUAAUGACGGGAAAUUACUGGUUGGGGAUCAUAACGGACGAUUAUUCAUUAUCACAUACCGGGAGUAAGUCCAAAUCUGAUGUGAGUUAG